GGUUCAUUCAGAAAAAGAAAUAUAUAUAUAUACUGGAUAUAGAGGUAGACGUGUGUUGAACUGUGAACUCUGAAACUGAGAUUCACAUGUUCAGAGUUCACCAGCUAUGUUGGAGUGACAGUUUUCAUAAAUUGGUAUGUUGGACAAUUGGGGACUUGCUGUUAACUUUCAUGUAGCACUAGUACCCAAAUUUGGUAGACCAAUAAAUUACUGAAAUUGUGAAGCAAGAGCUGAAAUUCUGUUUAGUUGAAUGCUCUGAGUCUGGCUCGUAACUUGGGAACGUGUUCUUCAAAUGUAGAUAUGACAAUCAUACAGUUGUCAUAGGUUGAUAAUCUUUUUUUGCCGGGCAACCACUGACCAAUUUCAUUAAGAUUUGGGGGGCAUAGGUUGAUAAUCCUUACAAUUUACCCAGAAGUGAUUUGAUCUAGAAGGCUAGAAUCUGAAUCUGCUUCAGUGAACAACUUUUACCAUCAAGUUCUUGAAACGUGAUUGUGCUUUCUUAUACAAAUUAACUGUGUCUUACAUUUACUCACUGAAGUAAGUAUGCCAACUUGCUGUUUAUAUGCUCUAUAUAUUAGGAUUAUCAACCUAUGACAACUGUAUGAUUGUGGUUAGUUGAUGGAGUAUGAAGCAUUAUUGUUCUGUCAUUGUUUUUGUCGAGUUAUUAUUAUUACUUAUUGCAUAUCUAUGUGCUUUGUGGUUGUAAACUUGUAACUAUAGGUUAAUCCAGUUGAUAUACUGGUACAGACAUAGUGCAUCUGUUUUCUUAUCAUAAUAGACAGGUUGGUGUGCCUGGCCUGACCAUCAAAUUGUGAACUGUGAUGCUUGGAUUCGCAUGUUCACCAUCGAAGUAGUCUUGACAGUUUUCAUAAAUUUAUCUGUUGGACUAUUGUUGUCUUAUUGUGAAUUUUGAUGCAAUCACUAGUACCCAUUUCCCUGAUUCCGUCAACCAAUAAAUUAUUACUGAACUUGAUGAAACUGUAGUUAAAAUACUUGAGUUGAAUGCUCUGAGUUUCUGACUGAUAUUUUGGGCAUAUGAUUGCCCUUGUACUAAAAAUGUAGAUCUUACAAUGGAAAACGACUGCCCCUAUACUAAAAAUGUAGAUCUUACAAUGGAAAGGGACUUCCCUUAUUCUAAAAAUGAAAAGAACAUGGUGUAUCUCAUGCAGUUUGUCAUAUGCAGAUAGAUCUUACAGGUCGCCAAGAAGUGACUUGAUCUUAGAAGGCUGAAAUCUGAAUCUGGUCCAGUAAACAACCUUAAUUAUCAAGUUUUGGAGGCGAUGAAUGUGCUUUCUGAUACACAUUUUUAUUAUCAAGUUUUGGAGGCGAUGAAUGUGCUAUCUGAUACAAAUUAAAUGCGGUUACAUUUACUUAGGAUGUCUGAUGUAAGUUUGUCUCAUUGCUGUUGAUAUGCUCCUCUGUAAAGGUAGCCAACAAAUAUAGUUAUCUCCAGAACUGCGCGUGUUCAGUUUGUUUUCUGGAGUAUGAAGCAAUUUUGUUCUAUUAAUCUUUCUGUCGAGUUAUGAUUACUUAUUGCAUAGCUGAGCUAUGUGGUUUGGUUUAUGCUUAUAUUUGUAUGUUAACUCAGUUGAUAUACCAGCACAGUGCACAUUCAUCUUUUUUGUAAUAGAUGAGUGUGUUGAACUGUCCAAGUGUGAACUGUAAAGGUAGGAUUCACAUCUUCACCAUCAAAGUAGGAGUGACCGUUUACAAAAAAAAAAAAUUUCUGUUGAACUAUUGAGGUUUUAGUGUGAACUUUCAUGCUUUCAUGUAAUCACUAGUUCCCAAAUUUCAGUAACCAAUAAAUUACUGAACUUUAUGAAACCAUAGCUGAAUUUCAGUUGAGUUGAAUGCUCCUUAGAGGCGUGUGAGUUAUGAAACCUUCUAUGAGAGUUCCUUGUGAGUUCUUAGAGGCGUCACUUGAUAGUGACCGCCUCCUUUCUGUUUCUUUUUCUUUCUCCUUUGAGGGGUUAGCUGCGGCUAGCACCUCGCUCGACUGUCUAAAGUCAAUCUUUGUAAACUCUUGUUUCGCUCUCUUUCUUCUUAAUACAAUUUGGGCGACCUCCUUUGGCUGUCCCGGCUAAAAAAAAAAGUUGAGUUGAAUGCUCCGAGUUUCUGACUGAUAAUUUAAGCAUGUGUUCCUUCAAAUGUAUUCUUACAAUGGAGUAGGAUUGCCCUUAUACUAAAACGAAAAGAAAAGUGUGGAUAUUAUGCCUUUUGUCAUAGGCAGAUAAGCAUUGCAGUUUGCCAUGAAGCGACUCUACGAAUUGGAAUUUAGUUAGGUCAAUAUGCCAAUAGCUACAUAUUGGUCCUGUGUUGUGUGAGAGUGCUUCUUUUGAUUACUGGAACAAGCUAGAACAACUUAAAAUUGUUCAUUGAAUUAGAAUAGUUUUCUUCUGAAAUGGCAACUAGUGAGGUCAAUGAUGUUUACAUUUACAUGCUUUAUAAUACUAUCUAGCAAGUAGCAAAUAACUUUUGUUAGCUGCACUUACUGAAUGCAAUUUACUACUCCCUCCAUUUCAUAUUAUAAGACUUCCUAGCAUUGUCCAUAUUCAUAUAGAUGUUAAUGAAUCUAAACACAUAUAUAUGUCUAGAUUCAUUAACAUAUAUAUGAAUGUGGGCAAUGCUAGAAAAUCUUUUAAUAUGAAACAGAUGAAGUAGUAUCCACUGAAUUGACAUAUUGCCAUCUCAAUCUACUUGUGAGAGUUCUAUGUAUGGCGAGCUACCCAACAAUUUUGAGUUGUAGGGAUAUCGUUUUAUCCUGACGAACUCAGCAAAAUCAUCAGCUCAGCAAAAAGCUUAAAUGGAGGGAUAACUGAUGGAAAUGGAUAAGCAUGUAUUGAAGGAUCUGGUUCUAUUCUCACAUGGUAAAGCAAUGAUGGAGUUCAUAGAGCUGGAGCUCUUCUUCAUCCAUGGCUUCUGCCGUUGCUCCUGACAUCUGGCACUGGACCAGAAGCCUCCCCAACCCCAAGCACUGGAGGGGAAAAUCCUACUAUCUUCAAAUCUGCAACUCUCCAUCAACAAACCAGUCUCUGAACCUCAUCAUCAGCUGGCACUCUGAAACCCAAUCCUUCAAUCUGUCUUACUCCAUCUGUGCUGAACACCAUGAUCCAGUCUCACUCUGGAGCUCCCAUUAUUCCAGAUUGAAAUCUGUUAAUGGCUCAGAUUUUGCCAUCCAUUUCUUCCACGAUAUCAUCUGCGGGGUCCUCAGGUAUGGCCCUUACUCCAACAAGAUGUCACCCUUCAGGCUGCCAAAUGUUCAGGUAUCUGAAGAUACAGGCAAAAUCUUCAACCUGGCAGCACUCACUCUUGCACUCAUGGUCUGCAUCUACGAAGCUCCGUCCACCCUCCGACGAGACCUCAUCGGCACGGUCAGUGCGCAGCUGAUACGCGGCGACAUGUGGGGUGCUGCGAAGAAGCUGAUGCUUGCCAUGGGGUCAGACAUGGAGGAGCAGUGGAUGCGGUCACUGAACCUCGCCGUCACCAACUGGAUCAUAGAGACUCGCCGGUCAGGUGGCACGCCGGUGUCGCCUUUCACGGUCUUCUCCUACGCUGUCUCGGCGAUCAGGCUGUGGAAGGUGGAGCUGUACUGCCCAGUGGUCGCCAUGAUCAUGGAGCACCCGGCUCAUCAGACGAAAGAUGAGAAGCUGCAGUUCUCGCUGAACUACCAGCAUCUGGAGGCCGUGAUCCAGUUCAUCUACAGAGUCACCUUCAGGGAGAACUGGAUCGACGUCACCGUCAACGUCGACAACAUAAGGUGCGACCUGAUCCAGCUGGUGUCGGAGACGCUGAUGGCGAAGCAGGGCUACGGCUCCGACGAGAAGCACUUCCCGUCGCGGAUAUCACUGCAGCUGACGCCGCUGGUGCAGACGGACAUCCUCUCCCUGACAGUGAGCCGGUCGACGGACAACCCCGCCCAGGAGGUCGACACAGAGAUGGGCCUCGACGCGACGCUCAGCGCAGCACCGGCGACCAUCGGCAUCACCAUGUCGGCGCACGAGACGGUGACGAGGACACUCCGGCCAUGGAAGUUCGAGCACUCGGUGCACGGCAACACGGCGGCGCUGAACUGGUUCCUGCACGGCGGCGCGGAGGGCAGGGAGGUGUUCUCCAGCGAGCCGCACAAGCGGGAGCUGCUCCAGCCGCGGUCAUGGUUCAGGAACCGGUACACCAACCCGGGCAGGCCGUUCACCAGGGGCGGCGGCGUGAUCUUCGCCGGCGAUGAGUACGGCGAGAGCGUUUGCUGGAGGAUGCCCGCCGCGGCGGCGGGCAAGACGGUGGAGUGGGAGAUGAAGGGGAGGAUAUGGGUGACGUACUGGCCAAACAAGAAGAGGACGCUGCAUGUUGAGACCAGGAGGGUCGAGUUCAGAGAGCUACUGCGUCUCACCAUCAGAGAGUAGACCAAUUUGUCAUCAUCUGGUUUCAUAUUUGAAAAUUGUUUUAAUUUUUUUUAAUGAUUACUUAAUCAAGACUCUGAGAAUGUCUGCUUCUGUUAUGGAAUUCAAAAUUAUGUUGGGCAUUACCCGUAACCCUUGUGCAGGCGCAAACAUAUGGAGAGACUGAAGAUUGGUCACUUGUAGUUGUAGUACCUAUUUUUUUUUUUCGUUCUUUUUUUUUUUGGGUCGAAAACCAGGAGUUGUUUUACCUGUUAUGAAGAUUUCAGAGUUUUAGAAUUCAAAAGUUCCUGACGUGUAAGUAUUUGUCAUGCCAUUUGAAAAUCUCUAGUUUGAAGUUUAACUCUUUCCCUUGGAAAGCUUCUGUAACUUUUGAACCAGAGUUUGGAGCUGUAUAUUGGGAGCUCUUGAGGUAUGAACCAGACAUUUACAUGA
This is a messenger RNA of Oryza sativa Japonica Group (Japanese rice), 4829 nucleotides long. RefSeq lists its product as uncharacterized. The record is from RefSeq and is a predicted model, not a curated record. NCBI's taxonomy places the organism in Eukaryota, Viridiplantae, Streptophyta, Magnoliopsida, Poales, Poaceae.